GUCAGACCUGAUUUCAUGGCUGCUGAUGACUCAGAGACUGCCAGUUGACAAAUGGCCACCAAACCACCAGCGCCCGAUGUCGGGACGGAAUGGGCCAGGUGCAGGCCCGGCGCACAGCUCCCAAGACCUUCGAUCCGUGUCUACCCUGGAUAUAGAGUUCAGAUCUUCGGCACUGGCGCCAAUGGCCCCGAGCGACAAUUUUGUCUGCGUAAAAACGGCGGAGCACAUCUGCCCACGGGAGGGGUAAUGUUGGCUGGGCCAGCGACCGCGGAUUCCAACAGUCACGAGAGAGGGAAUAGAUAAUAAUACUAAUAACAUCGCCGCCCCCGUCACGACUCAUCUGCCGCGGUCAUCGUCGAAUGAGGGAGCCCGAGCCGAGUCAACCCACACGUCAGACGUCAAUCUUUCCCCCAAGGCAAGACUGGUUCUCGCUCGGCCUCAGACUGACGAUUCCACUACACAAUGGCGGCUACUGUCGGCGUCUUGGCCCUCCAGGGAGGCUUCCUCGAGCACCUCUCACUCCUCCACAAGUCCGCUCAGCAUCUCACCAGCACAACCUCACAUCACAGGAGGCCCUCGUUCGAUUUCAUUGAGGUCAGGAACACUGCCGACCUGGCACGUUGCGAUGCCCUCAUCAUCCCCGGCGGCGAGAGCACUACCAUCGCUCUCAUAGCAGCACAGUCGGGGCUCCUGGAGCCACUGAGAGAUUUCGUCAAAACCGCUAAGAAGCCCACCUGGGGCACAUGCGCAGGUCUUAUCCUGCUUGCUGAGGCAGCAAACGCCGCCAAGAAGGGUGGUCAGGAGCUUAUAGGCGGCCUGGACGUCAAGGUGCACCGCAACCACUUCGGCCGUCAGAUCGAGAGCUUCGUGGCAGACGUCGAUUUGCCGUUCCUUGCGCAGUCGCACCUGCUGACCGGCUCGGAUUCCGCCGCCCCCUUUCCCGGAGUCUUCAUCCGGGCGCCCAUUGUCGAACAGCUGCUAGCACCCGGCGCCACGGUGCACUCGGUGGAGCCCGGAGUUAAGGUUCGUAAUGGAAAUCCAGACAGGGCAGAGGUUGAGAUUCUGGCCGUCUUGCCGCACAGGAAGAACCAGGUCAAGGGCAGCGCGGUGGACAGCACCACCGAGGUCCACGGCGGCGAGCUCAAUGACAUUGUUGCUGUCAGGCAGGGCAACAUUAUGGGCACCAGCUUCCAUCCUGAACUAACCAGCGACAUCCGUAUGCAUGUUUGGUGGCUGGAGCAGGUCCUCAAGAACCUUUCUUGGACUUGAUGGGCGGGAAGAGGACACAGUUGAGAACAUUCAAACAUGUUUUACCCCGUCGCCAUGUGUGGCAGGCCGUAAUUCUGCACAUUUAGACAUAAACACAUAGACCCAGCGCAGCUUUAGAGAAAUAUGUCAAACAAUACUUUUACCGUC
Diaporthe batatas is the source of this 1416-nucleotide messenger RNA. RefSeq lists its product as uncharacterized. The record is from RefSeq and is a predicted model, not a curated record. Lineage: Eukaryota; Fungi; Ascomycota; Sordariomycetes; Diaporthales; Diaporthaceae. Gene Ontology annotation, molecular function: glutaminase activity. The transcript has 4 exons. Bases 463 to 1269 code for a protein of 268 amino acids. Gene Ontology annotation, biological process: pyridoxal 5'-phosphate biosynthetic process; pyridoxine metabolic process. Gene Ontology annotation, cellular component: glutaminase complex; cytosol.